Molecule: messenger RNA, 4181 nt
Organism: Tyto alba (common barn owl)
Lineage: Eukaryota; Metazoa; Chordata; Aves; Strigiformes; Tytonidae
Gene: PTGS2
Product: prostaglandin-endoperoxide synthase 2
Exons: 10
Coding region: 280-2091 (603 amino acids)
Biological process (GO): cyclooxygenase pathway; response to oxidative stress
Cellular component (GO): cytoplasm; neuron projection
Molecular function (GO): peroxidase activity; oxidoreductase activity, acting on single donors with incorporation of molecular oxygen, incorporation of two atoms of oxygen; heme binding
Source: RefSeq, a predicted model, not a curated record
GCUGAGGCGCGAUGGGUGACGCCGCCGCCCCCUCAGCCGCCCCCGGGGGCGGGCGGAGGGCCCCGGCCCGCGGCAGGUGGGAGCGGGCGGCGGCGACGGGGCGGGCCGGCGAGCAGCGGCUCGAAAUCCCCCACGUCGUGAGUUUCCGGCGGGCGGAGGAAAGGGGUGAGUCACCCGCGGCGCCGGGAAUAAAUAGGCGGGCGCCUACCUGGGAGCGGCACUGGGUUCCCGGCGCCGAGCACCCGCGGAGCCCCAGCCGCAGCCAGAGCCCGCCGCGCCAUGUUGCUGCCCUGCGCCCUCCUGGCCGCGCUCCUGGCCGCCGGCCGCGCAGCCAACCCUUGCUGCUCCAACCCCUGUCAGAACAGAGGAGUAUGCACAACAACAGGAUUUGAUCGGUAUGAAUGUGACUGCACAAGGACAGGAUAUUACGGGGAAAACUGUACGACACCGGAAUUCUUCACAUGGCUGAGGCUAACAUUGAAACCUUCACCAAAUACUGUCCACUACAUCCUCACCCACUUCAAAGGAGCCUGGAAUAUCAUCAACAACAUUCCCUUCCUACGAGAUGCUAUUAUGAGAUAUGUAUUAACGUCAAGAUCACACUUGAUUGACAGCCCGCCAACUUACAAUAGUGAUUAUAGUUAUAAAAGCUGGGAAGCUUAUUCCAAUCUUUCCUAUUACACAAGAAGCCUUCCACCAGUGGGACUUGACUGUCCAACACCAAUGGGUGUUAAAGGUAAAAAAGAGCUCCCAGAUUCAAAGCUGAUUGUGGAGAAGUUUUUGCUAAGGAAAAAAUUUAUUCCUGAUCCACAAGGCACAAAUGUGAUGUUCACAUUCUUUGCCCAACACUUCACUCAUCAGUUCUUUAAGACGGACCACAAGAAAGGACCUGGCUUCACCAAAGCUCUUGGCCAUGGGGUUGACUUGAACCAUAUUUAUGGAGAGACUCUGGAGAGACAACUUAAACUGAGACUUCUAAAGGACGGAAAGUUAAAAUACCAGAUGAUUGAUGGAGAAAUGUAUCCGCCAACAGUGAAGGACACUCAGGCAGAGAUGAUCUACCCUCCUCACGUACCUGAACACUUGCAGUUUUCUGUUGGGCAGGAGGUGUUUGGUUUGGUCCCAGGCUUGAUGAUGUAUGCUACAAUAUGGCUGAGGGAACACAACCGGGUCUGUGACGUCCUGAAACAGGAGCAUCCAGAGUGGGAUGAUGAGCAGCUGUUCCAAACUGCUAGACUCAUAUUGAUAGGAGAGACAAUCAAGAUCGUUAUUGAGGACUACGUGCAACACUUGAGUGGCUACCACUUCAAACUCAAGUUUGAUCCUGAGCUGCUGUUCAACCAGCGAUUUCAGUACCAGAACCGGAUUGCAGCCGAGUUCAAUACUCUCUACCACUGGCACCCGCUUCUGCCCGACACUUUCCAGAUACACGACCAGGAAUACACUUUCCAGCAGUUCCUCUACAACAACUCUAUAAUGUUGGAACACGGCCUUUCCCAUAUGGUGAAAUCUUUCUCCAAGCAAAGUGCUGGCAGGGUUGCUGGUGGGAAGAAUGUUCCUGCUGCGGUACAGAAAGUAGCAAAGGCUUCAAUUGACCAAAGCAGACAAAUGAGAUACCAGUCCUUGAACGAGUACAGGAAACGCUUCAUGCUGAAACCAUUCAAAUCGUUUGAAGAACUUACAGGAGAGAAAGAAAUGGCAGCUGAACUGCAAGAGCUUUAUGGAGACAUUGAUGCUAUGGAGCUGUACCCAGGCCUUCUUGUAGAAAAGCCACGACCAGGUGCCAUCUUCGGUGAAACGAUGGUGGAGAUUGGAGCACCAUUCUCUCUGAAAGGACUGAUGGGAAAUGCUAUCUGCUCCCCUGAGUACUGGAAGCCUAGCACCUUUGGUGGGAAAGUGGGCUUUGAAAUAAUCAAUACUGCCUCCUUACAGAAGCUCAUCUGCAACAACGUGAAAGGCUGUCCUUUCACUGCUUUCCACAUCUUAAAUCCUGAACCCACAGAGGCAACUAUUAAUGUUAGUACCUCAAAAACAGCAAUGGAAGAUAUCAACCCCACACUACUACUGAAAGAGCGAUCUGCUGAGUUGUAAAAAUCCAUCUAUUUAUUUAUUUAAUUAUAUAAUUUAUUCUAUUUAUGGCUUAAAGGGUUUAAAAAAAAAGGGCAAAAAAACAACAAAAAAAAAAAUACUUGAGCAUCUUUAUUGUGGAGGUUGCCCUAGAUUCCUUACUGAGGUAAGGCUUCUAUUUAGAAAAGGGAUUUUUGUGCCUUUGAGCUCUACAGUGGUGAAUCCCUUGUUCAGUCUUCUGUAACAGAACUAUGUAUUCCAAAGUGGACAAAGGUUCCAACUUUUUUAAUGUUAUUUUAAUACUUGACAAAGGGCGUUAGUGGGGUUUUUUGUCUUUUCACUUGAUAGGCCACAUAACACUACAAAAGUGACUUAAUGAAUACUGCCAGAAAAGAUUAUUGAUUCAAGAUGAGCACUCCAGGAUUAACAAAAAGUACAUAUACUUGAGACUCACUUAUUUAUGUAGUCAGAAAAUGCAUCGCAUUUAUCGUUGAUACUACCUCUCCCUCAUUGCGGUUAAGGCACUUUGUAUAGUAACUUAUAUGUUGUUUUUUAAUGUGUAAAUCUACUUUCAUGUGGCAUUAUACUUUUUUAAUUUAAUUAUUUAAAGAAAAUAGAACUCCUGGAUCCUACCUGGUUUUGAAGCAUAUGUCACAGAAGUAUUAUUUGUGUAAGAGGAUGAUAAUAAGGUACUGAGCUUAGCUGCAAUACAAGGCUGCUUGUAUUUUCAUCCAGAUGUUUUAUUGUGUAAGUUUGCAGAGGUCUUAAACUUAGUCCAAAGUAUUGGUAUUCUUUCCAUAGCUGUAGUUCUCUGGUCUACUUGAUAAUACAGUUUUAAUCUCUGUCGAUUUAAGGACAAAUGGACAGUAUAGCUUUAGUUAAGGGUGUAACUGUAGUAUAGCUUUGUGUACCCAUAGCAUGGAGAUUGUUGGAGAACAGUGAAACCUGAGGAGCUGUGUAAACAUACGCAGUGGAGGAAUGAAUGCAGAAUGGGUUUAGCAAAAGUGCACGGCACCAGGACUUGAAGGUAGCUGAUGUCGACGUACACAAGUCAUACUCGUGAUUUAGUUCUGUUUAUUGGGGGAGGAGGGAUAAUGUUUUGUUUAUAACUUAUAAACAGAGGCAUUUUAAGUAAGUGGCUUAAGCUUAAUUAAAACUGGCUAGCUAGCACAAAAUCUUCUAGACGUAUUUGUCCUGAUCCAGCACUAAAAUAUCUAGUCUCAUCUGGGCACAUAAGUUACACGGGAUCUUGUACCAGCACUUCAAAGUUUGCAUAUAAGGGUAUCUUUUUUUAAUUUCUAGAGAGGAAAUGUAGAAGAUGAUCUUCCCAUAAAAACAGCUGAGGAACUGUAGGUAAAAAGAAAAAGUCACUUCAGACUGGAAUAGAUCAGCAGCCUGGUAUUCUGUGCCCCUGCCCAAUAUUCCUUGACUACUUGUGGAAAAGGACUUGAGUUUUAUAUUUCAUCUGAAUCUCUCAAACAUUUGUAGAGGCUUGUGCAUUGUACUGGCUAUGGCAGUAGUAUAGUUUGACUGUGACUUCUGUUUGCUGAUUUGUUUAGAGACCCAGAUUACCUUAUGCUGUGUAAGUGUGAUUGUUAGUGUGAAUAGCCAAAUCAAGAUCUCCUAUAACGAUCAAUAUCAGUGAGUGAUUUGAGGUGGUCUUUGAUAUGAAUGCUUUGGGAGAAAGAAGGGCAUUUAUUUUCCUUUUUCUAUUUGAAGCAUGAAGAAGGGAAAAACUUCAAUAACCUUGUAUUAAAAGGUGGUCAGUACUGUAUAUGCUAGUAAGUGAAAACUGCUUGGACACUGUUAAAAGGUGUAAUUGUCAUUCAGAUCCAUCUUUGGAGCACCCUUCUGCCUUUAACAAGGAAAAGUGUUUGGCUUAGAGUGAAAGGGAGACAAGUCUGGACAGAUUUAGUUCUUCAGGGGUAGUUAAAAGUCCUCAGACCAUGUCACUUGAGUUAAAAGCUGCUUCAGAAAGGAAUCAUGUUCACUCUGCAUUUUGUACUCUGCAACCACAUUUCACCAGUCACUUGUCUGUGACCCAACCUGCUGGGUUUGGCUGGGUUCAAGUUGCUCAUGAUAAAUAUGUAUGUUUGAGAUUAUUUAUUUUUAAA